Messenger RNA from Neohortaea acidophila, 3882 nucleotides. RefSeq names its product glycoside hydrolase. Gene Ontology annotation, cellular component: membrane; endoplasmic reticulum. Gene Ontology annotation, biological process: mannose trimming involved in glycoprotein ERAD pathway; endoplasmic reticulum mannose trimming; carbohydrate metabolic process. The transcript has a single exon. The record is from RefSeq and is a predicted model, not a curated record. Lineage: Eukaryota; Fungi; Ascomycota; Dothideomycetes; Mycosphaerellales; Teratosphaeriaceae. Gene Ontology annotation, molecular function: calcium ion binding; mannosyl-oligosaccharide 1,2-alpha-mannosidase activity. Bases 241 to 3492 code for a protein of 1083 amino acids.
GGGGAGCUCUUCAUUGCGGCGACAUGAAGCUUUUCUUCGGCGAUGCCAAGAAAUCCAUUCAUUCGCCGCGGGAGUGUCGAUCGUCCAUCGCCCGGGGGGAAGCGGCCAGGUUUCCUUGACCCAUCACUACCACACCCUCAAUCCACACACGCGACCACAUUAUCAGUGUGCAUCCUUUGCGAAAACCGCGCAUGAUUCAAGGCUAUCGCAUUCCCCAAUGCGCCACCUCAAUGAAAGCAGAUGAUCCCCUACCCGCGGUGCCGUUCCCUGGCCACCAGUCCUUCGAUAUGGCCAGCACUCACGCUUCUCCUCUUCCUGACCGGCUGGGCGACACGCGCACAUGGCAUGACAGAUGACCUGAUAGCCACUCUUCGUCAAGACACGCGAGAUUUGUUCUAUCACGGGUGGUCCAACUACCUCCACUACGCCUUUCCGGAAGACGAAUUAAAGCCCAUCUCCUGCCAACCGCAAGUGCGGAAUCGAGCGAAUCCGGCAGACAUCGGUCUGAACGAUGUGCUCGGCAACUAUAGUCUCACCCUCAUCGACUCCCUGACCACCCUGUGCAUCUUGGCUUCGGGAGAGGAGGAUGGAAGAGACGGCCAUCAUGCGCUUCAGGACUUCCAAUGGGGUGUAAAAGCCUUGGUGGACCUAUAUGGAGAUGGGAGCCACACGGGAGAGCGAAGUUGUGGCAGCAGAGCAUGUGGCUUCGACCUCGACAGUAAGGUCCAGGUUUUCGAGACGAACAUUCGCGGAGUGGGAGGCCUACUUUCCGCGCAUUUGUUCGCUACCGGCGAGCUGCCAAUCCGAGGAUAUGAACCGCAAUGGGUGGAUACUGGAAACGGUGUCUCCGGAAUCAAAUGGUCCAAUGGGUUCAUUUACACGUCGCAACUCCUCGACUUGGCUCACGAUCUGGCCACGCGGCUGCUUCCCGCGUUCGAUACUCCAACUGGUCUACCGUAUCCUCGCGUGAAUCUCCGCCAUGGUAUUCCAUUCUACCGAAAUGCCGAGGAAGGGUACUGUCGUCUUGACGGCACGUCAUCCGAUCCUCGCGAAAUCACCGAAACUUGUGCCGCCGGUGCGGGAAGCCUGGUUCUUGAAUUUACGGUGCUGAGCCGGCUGACUGGUGACGAAAGAUUCGAAACGCUUGCCAAGAACGCAUUCUGGGCCGUGUGGGAGCGCAGGAGCUCGAUAGGUCUUGUGGGAGGCGGCCUCGAUGCUGAAAAUGGCCAAUGGACCGCACCUCCGCUUGCUGGCAUUGGUGCGGGAAUCGACAGCUUUUACGAAUACGCUUUCAAAUCGCACAUUCUCCUCUCCCUGGACGACGAUAGGGAAGCAGACGAGUUUCUGAGUGUAUGGCAAAAUGCUCACGAGAGCAUUAGACGCCAUGUUCUCCGUUCGGGCCUGGCCGAGAAACAUCCUUACUACAGCCAGGUCGAUCUUCUCUCCGGUGCGGUUCGAUACACUUGGAUUGAUAACCUGUCCGCAUACUAUCCUGGCCUUCUCACCUUGGCAGGUGAGCUGGACGAAGCGAUUGAAGCCCACCUUGUCUUUGCUGCACUGUGGACGCGCUACUCCGCCCUUCCUGAGCGAUGGCAUGCUCCUGCAGCUUUUGGGUUACCUGCCAAUGGCUUCAUCGACCCGAAUUUCAAGCAUUGGGCUGGCCGCCCAGAGUUUGCCGAGUCCACGUAUUAUUUGUAUCAAGCGACGCGAGAUCCAUGGUACCUGCACGUUGGUGAGAUGAUACUGAGGGAUAUUCGAAGGCGAUGUUGGGCGAGAUGUGGUUGGGCCGACUUGAGUGACGUGGUGAAUGGCGAGCAGAGAGAUCGCAUGGAAAGCUUCUUCCUGGGAGAGACGGCGAAGUAUUUGUUCCUCUUGUUUGAGGGUGCACGCCCUGGCCAAAGAGCUCUUCUGGAAGGGCGUGGUGGGGAAUCGGUAGUGUUCACUACCGAGGGCCAUCCGCUCCUCAUUCCCAGCAACUUCAAACGGAAGACUGAGCCACGAAAGGCGGGCGCGCCAGAGCAGGAUGUGGAACUGCUCGAUCCGGCACCGACGUGCCCGGUCCCUCUACCUCCUCUACCACUGACGGUCAGCCAUGUGGCAAAUCGGCAUAACCUCUUCCACGCUGCCGCACUGGCACAGCUGCAUCUGGUACCAAUCAACCCUGCGAGGGCUUCGGCACUGCUUGACAAUUCCCCCAAGAGCCCUGCCAUCUCAUAUGCCGAUGUGCGAAGCCCAUCAAACUAUACGUUUUACCCCUGGACUCUGCCGAAAGACUUGAUUCCAGCGAAAGGGCUCAGCUCUCCCAUCUCGACGCCGAUCAUCAGCACGCUCACCUUUCCGAACCUGUCACCUCUGGCCGACGGCACAGACGGUGCAUCACACCCCAAAACGGCGGAUCAAGGCCAACCACAGAUUCUCGCGGGCGCGCUGCAGAAAGUGCUCAAUGGUGUCAUCGUCACCAGCCUCUCCAACCUGCGCCUGAACAUGAUCCAGAUUCCUCGUGCACCCAUGGCUUUGGCCAACCGCGACAGUCUAGCAAUGAACGAAGGCCCGAAAGGCCCGGUGCAGGAGUAUAGGAUUCAGAGCAUUGCGAAUUUCGCCUUGGGGCAAGACGAGCACGUUCUCUUGACCGGCGAUGCGGUGAAAGGCGUGAGCCCUAGUGAUCCGCAUUUCACCCGCGUGAAAGACUUGGAGAAGGUGGAUCUGGUCUUGGACGUCCCGACGUCUCUUGAUUCUCUUCACGCAGCCGUAGAGGAGGGCCAUGUCGACAUUGACGAAGCUUUGGAGCUGCUGUUCGAGGAUAUGGAAGCCAUGGUGCAAGACAUGCUUCCUGGGGCGGGCAUCGACAUGGUCUCCGGCAAUGCGACAAUGCCUCCUCAGCCACGGAAGAAGUCUGCUCAGCCAGUGCUUACCAGGCAGCUUCUGGCCGCCAUCCUCCCUACGGGCAUCGGCGCUGCACCUCUGCCCACCGCCAUGGACAACAACGAUCCUCUGCCAUUGGGGCUUGGCAACCUCCCGUUCCAAAGCGUGUUCUUCUUGGACGACACCCUCUGCGAGCGCACCCUUCCCGCCUCCAUCGCCAAAAGCCACACGGUUCUGGUGAUCAAACGAGGCGGAUGCAGCUUCAGCGACAAGCUGGCCAAUAUCCCCUCCUUCACCCCUGAAGCGGGCAGUCUGCAACUCGUCAUCGUCGUCUCUUACUCCACAGACACCAUACCAGAGAAUCUCAUUCGGCCGCUGCUCGACGUCGUGCAGCGGACGCCGAGCAGCCUCGAGCGCAGACAUCUGCUCGCCAUGUGCAUGGUCGAUGGCAGUGACGAGACCGUGCAGGCGCUGAGGAGGCUUGCGACUGGAGUGGGGAGCUUUGACGCGAGCGGGAGAUUCAUGCAAAAGGCAGGCCCUGGGAAGUUGCAGCGCGCGGGACUGGCUGUGCGGAGGCGGUACUGGUUUGAGAGCAUGGGCGUGCCCAUUGCCAAUCUAUAUUUGGUCUAACGUGCGCGGGGCAGUUGAUCCAUGCAUUUGCAUUCUCAUGCGUUCACAUGGGAAGGAAGGAUUCGAAGCUCUUCUACAGUAUGUUUUCAUGGGUGCUAGUUUGAGACGCUUCAUGCUUGAUCUACCGUAUCGUCCGCGCGCUGCUGCUUGAUUGGUCCCCAUUACCGGCGCCCGGUACAUUCGCUCUCCAUCGAUACGCUUGCCUACUCCGCCCUCGCAGAUCGGCAAUCGAACCCAGCUUAUCACGCUGGGCGCCCGACAAUCUGGUCUUGGGGCCAAGAGUGGCGUCGUUUCCGCGGCAAGGUAUUAGUACAAUCACGCUCUUUGCGCUAAAAUACAGUGCAAGUAUACCCUCGGAGGCACGCCUGAAGUCCUCCGAAUCUUAUGCAG